This is a messenger RNA of Salpingoeca rosetta, 1237 nucleotides long. RefSeq names its product proteasome subunit alpha type-6. The transcript is spliced from 7 exons. The coding region runs from base 220 to 960 and encodes 246 amino acids. Gene Ontology annotation, cellular component: cytosol; proteasome core complex; proteasome core complex, alpha-subunit complex. Lineage: Eukaryota; Choanoflagellata; Craspedida; Salpingoecidae. Gene Ontology annotation, biological process: ubiquitin-dependent protein catabolic process. The record is from RefSeq and is a predicted model, not a curated record.
CCGAAAAUUAUGUGUGCCUUCGCUAAUCGCACACAUUCACCCAUCUUUUCAGUUGUCGGCGGUUUUGUUGUCUGUUGUCGCUCUCUUGCUUCUCCUCUGCUCACGGACGGUUGCUUUGUGUGUGCGUGUGUGUCUGUCUUCGUCUUUGGCAUUGCCUUACCUUCCUCCUUUGGCCCCAGCACGCAUCGCUGAUCCCCCAGUGGACGCGAGUGAACGACCAUGUCGCGCGGUUCAUCGGCCGGUUAUGACAGGCACUUGACCGUCUUCUCUCCCGAGGGACGGCUGUACCAAGUCGAGUAUGCAUUCAAGGCCAUCAACACGGCCAAGAACACAAGCCUUGCCAUUCGUGGGCAGGACUGCUGUGUCGCCAUCACCCAGAAGAAGGUCCCCGACAAACUGCUCGUCCCAGACACCAUCACACACAUGUUCAAAAUCACCCAGAACGUCGGCUGCGUCAUGACGGGCAUGAUUGCCGAUGCGCGAUCACAAGUGCGUCGUGCGCGGUACGAAGCCGCAGAGUUCAAGUACCGCUUCGGCUACGACAUGCCCAUCGACCAAGUGGCCAAGCGGGUGGCAGACCUGUCACAGAUCAACACACAGGAGGCCGGCCUUCGACCCCUGGGAUCAACGAUGAUCCUGAUUGGGGUUGAUGAUGAGCUUGGCCCACAGGUGUACAAGUGCGACCCUGCUGGCUUCUAUGCCGGAUACAAGGCCGUUGCUGCGGGGACGAAGAUGAUUGAGGCUCACAACCUCCUCGAGAAGCGCAUCAAGAAGAACCCAACACUCGACUACGACGGCACCGUCCAGGAGGCCAUCAGUGCGCUGAGCACGCUCAUGUCGAUGGACUUUAAGGCGUCUGAGAUUGAGGUUGCCAUUGUCACGAAGGAGAACCCAAAGUUCACCACCCUCUCUGAGGAGGAAAUUGACAGGCACCUGACUGCCAUUGCGGAGAGAGACUAAGCGUCCGCGCUCCUGUCACCUCGUUCUCCAAUCCACCACCACCAACCACGCCACGGCUGCACUGCUGUUGUUGCGUGUCGCCUUGCUUGUCGCGUUGUCGUUUCUUGUUGCCGUUUCUUGUUGUUGUGUUCUCUCCCUCCACUCACAUGCCCACCGUGUGCGUGGCCUUCAGUGAACAGUUGUGUUUCAUUCUUCAUUGCGUCAGCGCACAGCUAGCAAACACCAACAAACCAAACACACACAUAGACACACGUGACAAGAAACAGCAACGCAUCCA